Messenger RNA from Adineta steineri, 1509 nucleotides. Lineage: Eukaryota; Metazoa; Rotifera; Eurotatoria; Adinetida; Adinetidae. The record is from the annotation of a GenBank genome assembly.
AUGGAAAUUAUAACAGAUAAAGCACUACCUGGUCAAACUUACCUCUAUCUCAUUAAUGAUUAUCAUGGAAAACAAAAAUAUCGAAUAGAUCCAGUUAGUUUUUCCGUAGUUUCUAAUCAAAUAACUCGACAAGUUCAAUCAGUUGUUCAUGAUAACAAUGUUUAUAUCUGGAAUGAUCAAAAUUGGAUGCAAAAACGUACUAAAUGCAAUCCAUUAAAAUUACCUCUAUCAAUUUAUGAAAUUCAACCAAAAUCAUGGAAAAGUAGUGUUUAUUGGCCAAGAAAUUAUCGUGAAAUCACGCAUGAUUUAAUUCAUUAUUGUAUUGAAAUGGGAUUUACACAUGUUGAAAUGUAUGGCAUAUUAGAACAUACAGAUCGAUGGGAAUAUGGUUAUCAAGUAUCAAAUUAUUUUGCUCCAUCUCAUUUCAAUGGUCAAUGUGAUGAUUUAAAAUAUUUAAUUGAUCAUUUACAUCAAAAUAAUAUUGGUAUUAUACUUGAUUGGGUUCCAACACAUUUUAAACAUUAUCAUUUUUUUCAUCAAUAUUCAACAUCAUUACAUGAAUAUGAUGGAACUAAUUUAUAUGCUAGUUCACCAUCACAAUGGUGGACAUUAUAUUUUGAUUUUGAUAAAGAAGAAACACGUCGAUUUUUAUUUGCAAGUGCACUUUAUUUUCUUGAUCGAUUACAUUUUGAUGGAAUUCGUUUUGAUGCAGUUAGUCAAAUGAUUCGACGAAAUCAAACAAAUAUUUCAAGUGCAAUUUCAUUCUUACGUGAACUUAAUCAUACUAUUCAUAGAUAUUAUCCAGGUGUUCUAUGUAUUGCAGAAGAUUCCGAAGGUUAUCCUAAUAUUAGUAGAGCGAUGAAUUUUCAUUUAAAAUGGAAUUUUGGUUGGAGUAAUAAUGCACGAUGGAGUGAAGAUAAAAUGAUUUGUACAGUGAGUCAUGGUGAUACAGAAACAGGUCCGUUAAAUAGUAGAAAUGUUCUUUUAAAUUGUGCUUCACAUGUUCCUAAUGAACUAGAUAAAUUUGCAGAUUUAAGAAAUUUUUUUGCAUGGCAAAUAUGUUCACUAAAUCGUGGUUAUUUAAUUCAUAUGGGCGAUGAAAUUGUUCAACCAAUGUCAUGGUUUCAACGAUGUUUUCGCGGUAAAUCAAGUAUGGAUUGGUCAUUAUCAAAUUCUUCAACACUACAUGAAGGUUAUUCAUUAAUUUAUGAAUAUGCACAGUAUUUAAUUAUUGCAUAUCAUCGAGGUAUUUCUAAUAAUCAUCGAAUUGUUGUUAUUCAUAAUUUUUCAAAUCAUGCUUAUACAUCUUAUGAUAUUCCAUUACCAAAAUCAGAUCCUAAUAUAAAACGUAUUCAAUAUGUGAAAGAAAUAUUCAAUACAAAUCAAUUAAAAUAUGGUGAAUCCGGAACUUUUCAUAAUGAACAAAUUGAGAUUAAUCGUAAUAAUAUGAUACUUACAGUUGCCCUUCCUCCUCUUUCAACAAUUAUAUUAGAUGAAACUUUGAUUUGA